AUGGUCGGGAAGCGACCGCUGGUUCCCGCGACAGCCAAGUACGCGAGCAGCUUGGGCCUCACCAAGGCAGCGACGCCGCUCGACAAGAUCAGCGCACGCAAGGUCGUGCGCCGGGCGCAGAGCAAGGUCAACCAGCGCCGGUACCGCGCCGAGCAACGCCAAGCAUUUGACGCGCUUGAAGGCGAGGUCCAGGAGCUCACCAACCAAGUCGCUCGGUACGAAGGCCAAGUCGAGGCGCUGCGCUCGGCCGUCCGUCUCCGCGAGCCCGAGCUCAAGACGGCGCUCGAGUACUUCAACUUGUUUCAUGACGGCUUCCAAGUCAACGCGCCGUCCGUCGCGCAGGUCCAGCGGGACUUUCUCUCGGGCGUCAUGGCCCCGAACCUCAUUUUUAUGGGCCAGAAUGGCAUUGCCAAGCUCUUUGAGCAGUGGACGCUGUACCACACGCUCUUCCACUCGUUCACGAUGGAGUGUCCGUCCUUGGAAAUCGUCCACCUCGACGCUGGCGCUUCGGUCGUGCGCGCGCCAGCCGUGCUCUAUUUGCGCCUCUCGCGCUUCUCGAUCGAGACCUUGUACCCACAUGUGCUACGCUCGGAAGCACUCGUGCAGCAAAUGGUGGGCCGCGUGCUACGCAUGCCUGUGCUCUGCCAAUUCCACUUUGACGGCCACGGCAUCGUAACGCGCUUCGAUACCUUUGCCGACGUCACGGUCGGCUUGACUGAAAUGCUCGAGAGCUUUGAAGACGCGCUCACGGUGCUGGACGGCGUCCGUAUCACGGCCGAGGCCGAGCUCCAAGCUCCGAGCGAGCACGCUUGCUAG
Saprolegnia parasitica CBS 223.65 is the source of this 816-nucleotide messenger RNA. RefSeq lists its product as hypothetical. The record is from RefSeq and is a predicted model, not a curated record. NCBI's taxonomy places the organism in Eukaryota, Oomycota, Saprolegniomycetes, Saprolegniales, Saprolegniaceae. The transcript is spliced from 2 exons. The coding region runs from base 1 to 816 and encodes 271 amino acids.